Molecule: messenger RNA, 1067 nt
Organism: Ricinus communis (castor bean)
Lineage: Eukaryota; Viridiplantae; Streptophyta; Magnoliopsida; Malpighiales; Euphorbiaceae
Product: expansin-A8
Exons: 3
Coding region: 102-851 (249 amino acids)
Biological process (GO): plant-type cell wall organization
Cellular component (GO): extracellular region
Source: RefSeq, a predicted model, not a curated record
CAUCACCUCUUCUCUUGCCACCUUCAAUCCUUAGCUCAUUACUCUUCUACAUAACCAAGCCAUUUCCAAUAUCUUCUUUUUAUAACAUAAAUAGCAAGAAUAUGCAAAUCUUGCCUUGUCUCUGCUUCCUACUUGUGUUUAGCUUUUGCUCUCAUGGAACUUAUGGAGACAACCGGGGCUGGCAGGCAGCCCAUGCUACGUUCUACGGCGGCAGUGAUGCUUCUGGAACAAUGGGGGGAGCUUGUGGUUAUGGAAACUUAUACAGCCAAGGAUAUGGAACUAACACUGCAGCUUUAAGCACUGCCCUUUUCAACAAUGGUUACAGUUGUGGUGCCUGCUUUCAAAUACGUUGCAACAGUGACCCUCAGUGGUGCCUCUCUCGUACCAUCACUGUUACAGCUACUAACUUCUGUCCUCCUAAUUUUGCACUGGCUAAUGACAAUGGUGGCUGGUGCAAUCCGCCACUUCAGCAUUUUGAUUUAGCAGAGCCUGCUUUCUUGCAAAUCGCUCAAUAUCGAGCUGGAAUUGUUCCUGUCCUCUUCAGAAGGGUGCCGUGUGUGAAGAAAGGGGGUAUGAGGUUCACCAUCAAUGGUCAUUCUUAUUUCAACCUGGUGUUGAUAAGCAACGUGGCUGGUGCAGGGGAUAUCGGGGCAGUGGCCAUCAAAGGGGCAAGAACAGGGUGGCAAACCAUGUCAAGAAACUGGGGGCAGAAUUGGCAGAGCAACUCGUACCUCAAUGGCCAAAGCCUCUCUUUCAGAGUUACCACCAGUGAUGGCAGGACUAUAACCAGCUUCAAUGUUGCGCCAGCAAAUUGGCAAUUUGGACAAACUUUUGAAGGUGGCCAAUUUUAGGAGACUUUCACGAAAGUGUUUUAACAGUAAAGAAAGAUAUCUAGUUAUUACGCAUGGCCGGUUAUGCAGAGGAUAGCUUAAAGGCACCUAGGCUUUCAAGUGCUAUGUAGUUUAUGUACAAGUAAUUCUCAACUUUUGUUGACAGAGAGUGGAAGAAAUAAUGCAACUAUAGUUAUACAUGAUUUUCAAUAAAAUUCUGGCAUAUUGAAUUAUAAA